AUGGCAUUAAGUAUUGUAGUCAUUCUUUAUCAACUAGUAUCUUGUAUUCACUAUCUACAUCUCUCUCUCUCUCUAUCACUUACCCUAUUCACUCUAUUCACUCUCUCUCUCUUUCAAUCACUUACCCUUAUUCACUCUCUCUAUCAAUCAUUUACCCCCUAUUCAGUCUCUCUAUCACUUGCCCUAUUCACUCUAUUCACUCAAUCACUUAUCCUUAUUCACUCUCUCUCGAAAUCACUUACCCUUAUUUACUCUCUCCCUCUUUCUCAAUCACUUCCUCUAUUCACUCUCUCCCUCUCUAUCACUUAUUCACUCUCUCUUAUUCACUCUCCUUCUUUUUGUGCUUCAUUGUUUUCUUCUUUGUCUUUAUCAUCUAAUUUCUUUCACCCCCCCCGCCCCCCAUUCCUCCUACACAUUUCCACUCCCCACCACUGCACGCAUUGUUACCAAAAACUAUUAUUAGCAUCCCUUGUCUUUUCCUCGCCUUUUGGAAAUCAUUCUCUCCCAAGUAAUCAUUGCCCCAAUCAUUAUCAGCAACAACUCCCCUUCCAAUUCCUUUCUUCUUUUCAUCAUAAUCUUCCAACCUCCUCCUUCAACAAUCAUGAUCACUACAAGAUCAUUUCUAUUUCUUUACAUACAAAAUUGCCAGCAGCAGCAAACUAG
Messenger RNA from Acanthosepion pharaonis, 663 nucleotides. NCBI's taxonomy places the organism in Eukaryota, Metazoa, Mollusca, Cephalopoda, Sepiida, Sepiidae. The record is from the annotation of a GenBank genome assembly.